Molecule: messenger RNA, 333 nt
Organism: Patella vulgata (common limpet)
Lineage: Eukaryota; Metazoa; Mollusca; Gastropoda; Patellidae
Product: THAP domain-containing protein 6-like
Exons: 2
Coding region: 1-333 (110 amino acids)
Source: RefSeq, a predicted model, not a curated record
AUGGUUCGUUCAUGCUGCGCAAUUGGCUGUACAAAUCGCGAUACCCCAGAGAAUAGAAAGAAGGACAUUACGUUUCAUCAAAUUCCUAAUGACCCUGGUCAAAGAAAGUCAUGGUUAAUUGCCAUUAACAGAUUAGACCUGGAUGGAAAACAUUCCUGGGAGCCAUCAAGUAUCCAGACACUUUGUUCCCAACACUUUCAGGAAGAUGAUUUCAUGAAAUCAAAACAUGCUGGUAACAAAUUGUUGAAAAAGGGCAGUGUUCCAUCCAUUUUUUCUUGGAAGACAUCCGCAAAUGUUAAGGUACUGGUACAGCAGGUUUUAAUAAAUUUCUAG